This is a messenger RNA of Adineta ricciae, 411 nucleotides long. The record is from the annotation of a GenBank genome assembly. NCBI's taxonomy places the organism in Eukaryota, Metazoa, Rotifera, Eurotatoria, Adinetida, Adinetidae.
AUGUCAGAUGAAAUCGAUGACUUAUCAUUUCCAAACGCAGUUAUCACCCGAUUGAUGAAUGAAGCUUUGGAAGAUUCGCCAACAAUUUCUAAAGAAGCACGACUAGCUAUGUCACGUGCGGCAUUGACAUUUAUUCUAUACAUCAGUACAACUGCCAAUCAAUAUGCUGCAAAUGCAAAGCGCAAGACUGUGACAGUUCAAGAUAUUUUCAAAUCUCUCCAAUCUAAUCAGUUUGAGAUGCUUGUGGAACCAUUACAAGAAGCAUUGAAAGAUUAUCAAGAACAAAUACGCAAGAAGAAGGAAGAAACAGCUAACAAAAAGCAGAAUCAAGCAGAAGCAUCAACAGAAAACAAUGAUAAUGAAGAAGAGGAGGAAGAUGAAAUUGAAAAUGCUGAAGCAGCAACUGAAUAA